AUGGACGGUAAACAAGAGUCAUUCAUCGAAUCGUCUUUAAGAGGCGGUCCAAAAGUUUUCGUUGUCGGUACCAUCGUGUCUAAAUAUCCUUCGUCUCCAUACAUCUUCCGAAACUACCAGUACCCGGAAACCGCCGAGGAUGAAAACCAUGGGAGAUAUGCGAUGCCAGGUUCCUGCAAACACUUGAUGUGGCACUGUUUGAGGGCUUCGAGCGCUGCCCCGUAUUAUUUAGCCGAUUUUUCGUUAGGUGAUGAGAAAUGGCAAGACGGCGCCGUCACCUGUAACAACCCAGCGAUGAUGGGCAUCAUGGAGGCGAGACGCUUGUGGCCAGACCGACAGAUUGAGUGCGUGGUUUCCGUCGGAACUGGAGAGGUUCCGCGGGUUAAACGAAAAGAUGCUUCAUCUUUCCACAGACUAAUCGACGCUUCUGAAGUUAUGCUCGAAUCCUCUUGUAAUGUAGAGAGAGUAGAUGAGGCGUUGGGAACGCUUUUACCUUUGAUUCCAGAGACGAAAUACUUCCGUUUCAACCCUGUCGAUUCGAGGUGUGAUAUAGAUUUAGACGAAAUCGAUAAGCAAGCGCUGAAGCGACUGAGAGAAGCAACGGAUGAGUACGUGAAAUCUGAAAACGAGCGAUUCGGGGAACUGUGUCAGUUGUUGCAGCCGGACGCUUUGGACGAAGAAAUAGCAGCUGUGAUCGCUACUGGACUCGGCUCUAAGAAAGGAGUUUUAGUCAUCGAGGCGCAGAGAUACGAGAACGAAUUCGCUGCGAAAACUGAUAUCGUGGAAGAGUUUUGCGCUUUGCGGUCCAUUCCAUUCGCUCGUAUUGAUACAUCUUCGAGUUACAAUCCUGAUAAUACCGGAUUCUCUUUUGGGAAAAACGGAGCCACGAGUAAGAAAAGUAACAACAACGAUAACAGUCACGCCCACGCGGAGGACAAUAAUACUAUUAGAAGCAGAAACGGUAGUAGCGGUAGUAACAGAAACAAGACGGGAGGAGAGGAAGAACUUUUGGACGAUACCAACGUAGCAAUUGAGAAUCUCAACGCGCAGUUUAGAAGGAUUGGCGCAAACGCAGGUGUCAUUCACUUGAACUGCGUUUCAGAUUUGGAGGGCAUCGUGUUGCGUUGGCAACACGAUAUUACGGCCAUAGCAGAGCCUUCAGCUGUGGCAAAUUUGUUCAUAGAGUGUGCGAAAUAUCCAUCAAAGCAAUCGCAAAAGUUCACCUCUCUGUAUGAAAUGUGUUCCUCUGUACCUUCAGUCGAGGUGGAAGGUGUUUUGCACACGUUCAUAGGAAAGCACUUGCAGGCAGAUUCCAACGACGGGCAACUUGGCGCGUAUCUCUUUAAAAGAACUAUUCCUCUGGAGUAUUUGUCAGAUUACACGGCGAGUAAACUUAUUGGCAUGUGGAAGGAUAAAAUUAUCGUCAGUCAAGCUUCUAUUGGCGCAGACUUGCUGGAAGCUUUGUUAGAUGCCGGAGCGAAAGCAAUCGUGGCUCCUUCAAACGAAGAUCCAGACAACUUCAUAUCGGCCGGCGCAGACGGGGACGAUAUCCUUCAGUUCUUCGCGGCGUUUUAUCAUGCAUUGUACGUUGUUGGCGCGGAUGCACCCGCGGCAAGUUCUGCAGCGUGUAUGAUUCAACCUUCUUGUAGUUACUUUCGAUGUCACGUGCGUGUGCGAGGGAGUACGGUCGAGUUGAAACCAGGCGAAGAAGUAAGAAAAGUGGCCACGCCGAAGAAAGCUGCGCAAGAACAACAAAAUUAG
Messenger RNA from Bathycoccus prasinos, 1761 nucleotides. RefSeq lists its product with no specific name. Gene Ontology annotation, cellular component: membrane. The record is from RefSeq and is a predicted model, not a curated record. Bases 1 to 1761 code for a protein of 586 amino acids. Gene Ontology annotation, biological process: fatty acid metabolic process. Gene Ontology annotation, molecular function: glycerophospholipase activity. NCBI's taxonomy places the organism in Eukaryota, Viridiplantae, Chlorophyta, Mamiellophyceae, Mamiellales, Bathycoccaceae. The transcript has a single exon.